Molecule: messenger RNA, 3467 nt
Organism: Carassius auratus (goldfish)
Lineage: Eukaryota; Metazoa; Chordata; Actinopteri; Cypriniformes; Cyprinidae
Product: semaphorin-6B-like
Exons: 17
Coding region: 534-3152 (872 amino acids)
Biological process (GO): semaphorin-plexin signaling pathway; axon guidance; neural crest cell migration
Cellular component (GO): plasma membrane
Molecular function (GO): semaphorin receptor binding; chemorepellent activity
Source: RefSeq, a predicted model, not a curated record
CAGACUGCAGGAGGAUGUACUGCGUUAUUAACCAUCCCCAAAACCAUUUAAGGAUCCUCAGACAUUGAUAUCUUCAUAUGCACGUGAAACUUCUGCAUUUGAAAGGCUUUCAACGGGCGGACACACACGCUGCUCUGUGCGUCUUAACGCAGGACUGCUCUUUUGGACCCGUGCCACGGUUGUCUGUCUCCGUCCGUUCACCCAACCACACCUACCCGUUAUAUCCUCACAGAAUUACAGCAGCGCGUCCUCACACCGGAUCCCGACAGAUCCCGUCGCGAAAGGGACAUUGUGUCUGCGUGAGCCGGUGAAAGAACGCAGAUCCACUGCGCUAUAAACGCCCGGUGCGCACCGGACCCGCUCAAAGACCCCCGCGUCGGACCGAUAUGUCAGCCCGGUGCGCGUGAUCGCUUCGGAACAGAGGCAGGUGAAAUUAUCAGCUUUGUCCCGCAUCCUGCGCCAAGAAGGAACGCAUCACCUUGAGGAUUUAAACGCACCGACAUCCAACUUACCAGCUGUGGUGUGUCGCUGCCAUGGCGACCCUGACUCCCUGCUUUUUACGGAUCUUUGCUGUCCUCCAAUUGGCUGCCUGCUCAUUUCCAGAGGAACCUGGCCCGUUAAUCUCCGCCCCCGCUGAGGUGGUGAGGCGCUAUCCAGUGUUUGUGGGCCGGGCGCAUCGCUCUUACACCCGUCAGGAGCCGCUGUAUAUUCAGACCGUCCUGAAAGUCAACCGCACACUCUACAUCGGAGCCAGAGAUGACCUUUAUCGAGUGGAACUGGACCAUGUGUCUGGAGAUGAAAUGUUCUACAGCAAGAAAAGGACGUGGGAAUCCAAUAAGAAUGACAUCCGCAUCUGUAGAAUGAAGGGCAAACAUGAGGAGGAGUGUCGUAAUUAUAUUAAGGUGUUGUUGAGCCAUGAUGGUGGGCUGUUUGUGUGCGGGACAAAUGCUUUCAACCCGCUGUGUGCCAAUUACACGAGAGACACUCUGGAAUUGGUCGGCGAGCCCAUCAGUGGAAUGGCCCGGUGUCCUUAUGAUCCCAAACACGCUAACGUGGCUCUGUUUGCAGAGGGCAGCUUGUUCACGGGGACAGUGACUGACUUCCUGGCCAUCGACGCUGUCAUUUACCGCAGUUUGGGAGAGAGUCCAGCCCUGCGCACGAUCAAGCAUGAUUCCAAAUGGUUCAGAGAGCCUUAUUUUGUGAGCGCCGUGGAAUGGGGGCCUCAUAUCUACUUCUUCUUCAGGGAGAUGGCCAUGGAGUUCAACUACCUGGAGAAGGUGAUGGUGUCCCGCGUGGCACGCGUGUGUAAAGGUGAUUUGGGCGGCUCUCAGCGGGUGUUGGAGCGCCAGUGGACGUCGUUUCUGAAAGCGCGUCUGAACUGCUCGAUCCCGGGAGACUCGCACUUCUACUUCAACCUGCUGCAGUCCACCAGCCCCAUCAUACGCAUGCAGGGCAGGGACGUCAUCCUGGGGGUCUUCUCAACACCCUCCAACAGCAUCCCCGGCUCGGCGGUGUGUGCGUUUGACAUGCAGCAGCUGGCACGUGUGUUUGAGGGCAGAUUCAAAGAGCAGAAAUCACCAGAAUCCAUCUGGACACCUGUACCUGAUGAACAAGUACCUAAACCCAGGCCUGGAGGAUGUGCUGUCCAGGGGUCAAGGUUCAGCUCCUCCAACAGCCUUCCUGACGAAGUGCUGAAUUUCAUCAAAACUCAUCCUCUGAUGGAUGAAGCGGUUCCUUUGCUCGGACACAGACCGUGGAUAGUCAAGACUAUGGUCCGGUACCAGUUGAACACUAUGGUGGUGGACACUGAGGCAGGCCCACAUCGCAAUCGGACUGUGGUGUUCCUCGGAUCCACCAGGGGAACCGUUCUCAAGUUCCUCAUCACACCCAGCCCGGAGAACCCGUACUCCAACACCAACACCUUUCUGGAAGAGCUGGAGGGCUACAACCCAGAAAGGUGCGGCGAUGACUCUGUGCAGGCGAGGCAGCCUCUCUCUCUGACUCUGGACAAACCCAGUCACACACUCCUGUUAGCGUUCCAUUCCUGCGUGGUGCGAGUGCCUGUCGCACGCUGCCAACUGCACUCCAGAUGCAUGAAAAACUGCAUCGCAUCCAGAGAUCCAUACUGCGGCUGGACCAAAGGAAGUACCUGCUCACUCCUGAGACCCGGCACCAGAUUACCUUUCGUGCAGGACGUUGAAUAUGGAAACACCUCACAUCUCGGAGACUGCGACGGUCUGUUACGUGAGAGUUUUAUGGAUGAGCCCGAAAGUCUUGUUACUUUGAAUCUGCUGGUUGUCGCAGCAGUUUCUGCUUUCUCCACCGGGGCAGCACUCUCAGGCUUGGCAGUGUGCUGGAUCAUGGGUCAAAAACACCGCCACCGUUCACAUAGCAGCACUCCUUCGUCCAGUAGUCAGCGGAAGACCGAGAAGGAACGGUGCAUGAUGGGACAAAGCAGGAGAGGCUCUGUGAUGAGUGUAUCCCGGCACAGCGGCACAGACCGGCCACGUUCACAGGGAGAGACGCUCUUCGUAAUGCCGAAUGGUUGGGUCAAAGCAGGCGACUUGGAUCCAGGUCUGCUUCCCACACCGGAGCAAACUCCCCUGCAGCAGAAACGUGGGUUACGCCUGUCCGAUUCCGGAUCCAGUUGGGACCAAAGCCAGACCUUCUUGAGUUCGGUUGGAACUCAGUGUCCACCACCACCAUCCACCUUGUUUCUCAGCUCUAAACUCCUGCAAGGAUCCGGUCGACGGCAUGAGGAAGCCAUUGAAACUGGUAUCGACCGGCAACGUUAUGUCUCCCUCUCCAAGUACCGGGAUCAGGGAAUACGCCAAGGCACUCUUCUCCGCAAAUCGGCAGGUGAUUACAACUACCCCAUGACUCCCCAAGACUCCCCUGACCGGCGGAGAGUGGUGUCAGCGCCCAGCACCCAGAUAGAGUACAGCGGAGAGCCUCUUCGCUGGACCCACGAAGGCUACAUCUUUAGCAGUCAUGGCAUACCUCCAACGGGCCACCACUACACCCCAGCCUCCCAGCAUCCUGCAGGACUGACGCGCUCUGUGCUCCACGGGUCCCGGGGGAUCAUCGACAUGGCAGACUUCAGCCACCUGCUCGGGAAGGGAGGGAGCGAUCGGACACCGACAGGCCAGUGAACAGCGAGGAACCAAGAUGCGAGGAGUGGGAAAUUGUAGAAACGUGAGUGGCUGAAACCUCAUGUGGACUGCGGAGGGCAACCUGGCCAAUCACAGCAGCUCUCUGUAUCUCUCUCUCUCUGUUUCUUUCCUCACCUGCUUGUCAUCCUUUUUACUAAUUUGUCUGGAACUGCUUGCAUGAGGAAAAGCCAAAACUGGACCUCACUGACUACGAGAAGAGCAGCCAUUCCUACUGGAAACAACUAUUUCUUAUCUCGGUUUCUCUGACAGAGAUGUGUUUUUCCCUGUUGCUCUCCUUCUUACUGACUGCAUAUG